AUGGAGCGAUCCAUGUUCACCAAUACGGAACUGCAGUUGGCCUCCGAGCAAAAUGCGAAAUAUCAAGGAACCGCCAAAAUCAGCUUAAACCAAAUCACCUUACAUCCGUCUCUUGUCCGCGAGUUCGACGCUCGAAAGGUGCAUCGACUGUGCAAAAUCUUCAAAAAGGAUGGCUGUCGACGAUUAGACAUCCAGCACCAUGUGACCGCUACUGUGUCACGGCGUCAUCUGGACGCUGCUCUCAGCAAGGCACGGGUGAGCGCCCAGGAGCUAAUGACUAAUCCUCCAGACCGGUAUCCGCACCUUCAGUUCUCUGCCGAAGAGGUACGCUGUCUCCAUGGCCAACAUCGUCUGAAGGCGGGCGGGGAAUUACUCUCGCCCAGCGAUCAGUGGUGGACGGUCGACCUCUAUCUAGACGAUAUAAGCUCCGGCCUGCAGACCUCUCUUAUCGAUGAGUAUUCCAACGCCAGGCCACCAAGCGAUGGCGAGGUCUACAGGAAAGUCCGCCAGUAUCAGCAUGAAGCUAAUUCUCGCUUCGAGGAGCGCUGGAUUUCGCGACUGUCGGCAAAUAAAGUGAAGCGACUGCGCCAGCUUAAUUCCCACACACACGUACGUGCUGCGUUCGACGCGAUGCUGGCGAUCCCUGGGCUGUGGGGCGGACUGCAUAUCGGCUCCUUCGCCCGAGUACUGGCUCUCAACUGUGACGAGGAAAUCGUUAAUUAUCUGACGUUCGUUAAAGAAUUCUGGGCGUCUCUGGUGGGAAAUGAUCGCGAGCGGAUGAUAAGAAUUGACCUACAAACGGUGGAGAGCCUACAGCUUCUGGCCCCCGGGGUUUCCCGGAAGGAUGUAAAGACCGCCCGGGGCCGCGUGCUCAGCGGUGAAGCCUUCGGCGACUUCAGCGACUCUGAACGUAGGGCUAUCUGGGAGAAUCUGCAGGGGAGGAAAGAAAUCAUCCCGUCGCUCCAUACAUUUUUCCAGGACAUCUACUAUCUUGAAGCGUGCGCCAACUGCCUGAAGCGGCUGGUUGCUGUCAGCAAAUUUUAUCCCACUCUUCGAAGGGCCUUUGGAAGCAUCCUUCAGACUGACCCCGAGGCCGUGGACUAUAUGAUUCAGACAUCGGAAACCGGCCAGCGGCGAUCAGGCUCCCUAACUGACCGGGAAGAGCUUAGCUAUCGGCAGCUUUGGUUGUACGCCAUGCGCCAUUACCGAAAAAUGCCUAAGGAGCCUGGGAGCGACGAUCUGCUAGCGAAAUCCAGCCAUGAGAAAGCCGACGAGGGUGCACUGUACGAAAUGGCUGCCUUCGCACAAAGUCUCGGUUUCAGCUCGGAUGAAAUCAAAGCGCUCAUCAAGCUAUCUCCCGACCGCCAGGUCGCUCGAGCAGUCCUGCUGAAAGCAAGGGAUCCAGAGCGAUUUCAAUAUGAUAGCGGGAUAUUUGAAUCCCUCGUCAAUCGCAUAGUGGCAUGUUUCUCUUAUGCCGCCCCCAUCGAGUGCCGGUCGUCCCCGGAUUCCUCCUCCGGCAGCGAGACGCCACUAAGGGCUCGGUGCGGACUUCCACACUCUAAAUCUCAGAAGCAUGACCGCCAGUUUCUUUUUGUCGACCAGGUGCAUACAGAAGAUAUGCCGGCAGGGGAGAAGGUCUCCACGCUGCUUGUGAGGCGAUGCGUCUACUUUGCCUUCUUUGGCAAGCCACGCCAUCAGGCUCGGGUUGGAAGUAGUCCUCCGGGGGGAACUACUUCAACUAUGCCCAUGUCACCGCUCUUUGUGCCUGAGGUUGGCCCUCUCGUAGAAAGUAGGCCAACGGCAGAGAGAGCUCUGCCCAGUGGUGGUGUAGAGGAAAGUGAGAGCAAGCGUCUCCGCAGAGCGGCACGCCGCGAACGGCGUCGCAGAAAGGAAGAAAAAGAGCGCCGCCGACAGGAACGAAGACGUCACACAACGACGGAGAUUGGUCUUACAGGCGGAGAGACGAGCGACAAUAUUAAAGUGCCCCUUGAAUAUCCUCCUCCGUUAGAAGAAAUCAAUCACUUUGGCACUAGCGCGCCGGAUUCAAUGCAGCUAGUAGAGGAAGAGCUGCUUCAGCCUCAACAUGAUGCGGGGGAAGCAAAAAAACCUGGAGACCAGCAGACCGAGGAAGAUGAAGCCAUGGCUGAAGACACCGAGACAGAGAGGCUUAGAUGGGAGGUUGAGGAGCAUGAGAUAGAUGGGUCAUCGGCGCAAGAGCAGUUGAUGAUGGAUGCCGAAGAAUUGGCUGCCGAUGAGACGGGCCACCGAGUGGAGACGGUUGCUGCUGAGGAGCUGCGGCUUGCACAAAAGGAAGCUGAAAAGGAACAAACUCGCCAGGAAGCCGAAGAAAGAGCAGCCGCACAACGUGCCGCCGAAGAUCUGCGGCUUCAGAAGGAGGCUUCAGAGGCUGCAAAGCCGCGGCCUUGGCAAGCAGCUGCAUCUGCAGCCGAGGAGGCAGGAGACACCGUUAAAACAGCCGAAAGUAGACACGCGGCUGGAGAGACGAGACCUCCACAUAGGGUGGAAGAAACAACCCGUUUCGACAAGGAUGCAGAGGCAGAACAGCAGAGGCGAGAGGAAGAGGGAGAGGCUCCUAACCCGGUAUCUGAAACUGCUACCCUCACCAGGCCUGUUGGAGACGCAGAAUCUGUUAAAAAACGAACCCCUCGACCAACCACGCAGUUUGACCUUGCACCAUUAAUUUUCAGUGCAGAAGAUGGCUCUAGCUAUACGAGCAGACAGCGAGUCUCAACGGCCCAUGCUCAGCCAAGUAAGUGGAGGCCUGGAGGGCCCCAGCAGGCACCGUGGGGGUUAGGACCCGUAAAUGAAAUCGCCGUCGUCGAAUCCAGAGCAGUAACAAUCAUCUUUAAAGCCCGUGAACAGGGCAUGUGGGUCGACGCGUACAAGAUGACCAUCGACCCGUCAAACCCAUCCGAUCGGUUGCGUGUUGAGCGAACAGCCAAGAAAGAUGCGCGAAACCGACACGCGACCUUCUAUGACAAGGACUUCAAGCUGAUCGCCCCUGUGCAGUGCUUGGAUGCGGCGAUCAAAGAUGGCACGAACACCGUCUUCAUGGUAUUUGGUGGGGAGUUGAAGGUCGAUGAGAACAUAGUGGCGUCUGCAUCUCAGGCGUUGGGCAUUCGAAAGCGGCAGAAAUCUAGAGCAUGCGAGGACCCAAGGCUCGAGAAUCAACCAGCGGAGGAAGAGGAUGAGCUAUAA
Ophidiomyces ophidiicola is the source of this 3219-nucleotide messenger RNA. RefSeq lists its product as uncharacterized. NCBI's taxonomy places the organism in Eukaryota, Fungi, Ascomycota, Eurotiomycetes, Onygenales, Onygenaceae. The record is from RefSeq and is a predicted model, not a curated record. Bases 1 to 3219 code for a protein of 1072 amino acids. The transcript has 3 exons.